Molecule: messenger RNA, 315 nt
Organism: Closterium sp. Yama58-4
Lineage: Eukaryota; Viridiplantae; Streptophyta; Zygnematophyceae; Desmidiales; Closteriaceae
Source: the annotation of a GenBank genome assembly
AUGGGCUUCUCCAGGCUCUUCGGCGGGCACGAUCAACCCAAGGCAGCAGGAGCGAAGGAAGCACCUACGAAACCUGUUGGCGCUGACGUGCCCUACUGGAAGAAGCUUCCGAGGAGAUACGAGCAGCUGAAGCGAAAGGCGGCGGAGGUGCGCCGGCGGAGGGAGCAGCAGGAGAAGCGCGCCAAGCAGCUGGCGCUGCAGCAGGAACGAGCGCAGCAAAAGACUGGUAACGAGCAUCCUUGUAUGGAGGAUCUAAUGAGCCCUCGCAGCGUGUGUGAUAGUGCUCGUGCUAUGGAGCACGGCCAGGCAGCUUAG